UGAAAAAAAAGGACCUCGGAACAUUUUUGCCCUGGUUUCGAGGAGCAGCGAACUCGAACUCAAAAGCCAUGGACUCAAAGGCUUAUGUCCCUCUUUUCACAACAAAAGCGGACCCACGUAAGUGCGCGCUUUCCAGUUCAUCGUCCGCGUCGACAGGUACUCUCCCUAUCCGAGCUCCUCCUACAAUUGAUUCUGAUUCUGAAUCUAUUGGUGACAAAACUUCCAGUACCAGUAGUAGUGGUGAUGGUGAUUACAAUGGGUGUGAGUCGUAUGAAGCCUUUCUGAUUGGGGAGGAGUUCGAGAUGGCGUCGGAGAGGCCGUGGGUGGCGGACCCAGAUGAGGAAGCCAUAGACAGUGAAAGUUUCGAACUUUCCAGACCUUUUGUGGCAGACCCAGAUAGGAAAAGCUUGGGGAAUUCUAUUGAAAAUGGGGACGAGAGCGGUAAUCUUGUGCGUGAAUAUGGCCCUGUUGUUGAACCGAUUUUGGUGGACAAUCUGAACUUGAACCGGGUCAUGCCCAAAGCCCAGUUGUCUGUGGACGAUGACGAGGAGGAGGAAAUGGUGAGUGCAGAUGGUGAAGAUAGUGAGUUUUCAGGUACAGUGAGGGUUCCGGGUAUUGAUGUGUUGGGGAAGAUUGGUGGUGCUCCUACUGUCAAGGCAUUAGGUGUUGACGAGGAUGAGUUAGUGGAGUGGAGGGAUUCUUUAAUUGUUAAACAAUAUGAGCCUGCAAUAAGCAUCAAGGUUGUGGAAGCUGGGGUGUCAGAUGAAUCUGUUGAAGCCCAAUUUGGGAUUUUGGGUGCGAGAGAAGAGAGGGCAUUGAAGGAGUCUGGUGAGGAUUCUGUAUUGGCCGAGGUGAUUGAAGACAUGGGUCCUGAUGUUGUCGAGAUGUCUAAUGUUGAGUCUUUGAUAGCAAAUGGGGAGUAUGUAUUGGAGGAAAGUCAGAAGCUCAAUGAGGAUGUUGUGCAUUCUGGUGAAGAAAAAGGAGUAGACAAGGAAGGGAUUGAAUUGGGAAUGAAUGAAGGGCAGCGAGAGACCGUGGAAUAUAGUGAGAAUGGUGCUGUAACCAUGAAAUCGUCAACCCAAAGAGAACCAUUGGCAGAUGCUGAUGAGGCCAAUGAAGCGAGGGAAGAAACUUUUAUUAUGGUUAAUGAAACUGAUGCUGUUAGUUCAGAUACUGAAGAAUGUAUUGAUUUGGAUUUAUUUGAUGGAAAUGGUAGUCUCACUCGGCUCGAGAAGCAGAGUUCUGUGACAAAUGGUUUUGUUUCAAGGGAAGUGGAGACAGUAAUUGGAGCCUAUAAGAAUCUAGAAAGCAAAAUGGGGUCAGGUAUUGAUUUGGGAGUUGGAUCCAGUGAUUUCAUAACUUGUACCCAAGUUGAACUUAGCGAUGCACCCAAGGGAAAUGAGUACAGUGAUUCUCAUUCCGCCGGAUCCAUGACAAUGAGUUCCAGUGUGGCCAAUAAUGUAAAACGGCAUAAAAAAGAUGAAGCAAAUUUUGAUGCAUGCACAAUACAAGGAGCAGCAGAAGGGAAUGAAGGUUCACUGUCUGUCGAAGAUCCUCAAGGUUUGAUUUUGGGAAGCUAUGAAACAUUCAAGAGUUUGAUGCAUGAAUGUGAGAAGAGGCAAAAUUCUUCGUUUCUUUUUGAUGCAGAGGGUUCUCGGGAUCAUUCACAGAGAGUUGGUGGGCAGAUUGGCAUUGACUCAGACAAGGAGGUGGACGGAGAUGGGGAUGGUGAAUGCAAGCAAUUAUUUGAUUAUGCUGAAUUAGAGGCUUUUCUGAAAGCAGUAACUGUUGCUAACUCAGAGGAGCGUCCCACUGGUUUAGGUUCCUCAUUCCAUUCUAUGAGACCUUCGUCAAGAUUGAAUCGCCCAAAUUUUUUUUAUUCAGACCUUAGAUCCAGAGAUGAUUUUGAGGACAACCUAAGUGAAAAAGAAAUGAAGAAGACAGAGAAAAUACAACUCAUAAGAGUGAAGUUCUUGAGGCUAGUACAGAGGCUUGGCAUUUCUCUUGAAGAUUCCCGAGUUUCAAGAGUGCUAUACAGGUUGGCCCUGGAUACAAGGAAGCACUCCAGUCAAAUAUCUAGCCUCGAAUCAGCAGCAAAGAGGCUGGCUAUGCAACUUGAAGCAGAGGGUAAAGAUGAUUUAGACUUCUCGUUAAAUAUUGUGGUUAUGGGCAAAUGUGGUGUGGGGAAGAGUGCAACCAUUAAUUCCAUCUUUGAUGAGGAAAAGGCUAUAAUUGGUGCAUUUGAGCCUGCCACAACAACUGUGAAAGAGAUAGUCGGAACAAUAGAUGGUGUCAGGAUAAGAUUGCUUGACACACCAGGUCUUAGGUCUUCUUCAAGGGAACAAUCUAUCAAUUUAAAAAUAUUAGCAUCGAUCAAGAAAUUUUCGAGGAAAUUCCCUCCAGACAUUGUCCUCUAUGUUGAUCGUUUGGACACCAGCCAGAUUGGAGAUCUUAUUGAUUUUCCUUUGUUGAAGUCAAUUACUCUUUCUCUUGGUUCAUCAAUAUGGCUAAAUGCUGUUGUCACUCUGACUCACGCUGCUUCUGCUCCCUCAGAUGGACAAUCUGGGUUGCCCCUAGACUAUGAUAAAUUUGUUUCUGAACAAUUCAAUGCUAUUCAGCAGUCCAUCAAUCAGGCAGUUGGUGAUCUGGGUCCAAUGAAUCCAGGUCGCAUACAUCCCGUAUGCCUAGUUGAGAACCAUCCAUCGUGUCAAGAGAACAGUUUUGGACAACGUGUGCUUCCCAAUGGACUUAUUUGGAGACCCCAUUUAUUAUUAAUGUUCUACUCGAUAAAGAUCUUAUCUGAAGCAAAUCCUAUAUCAAUCCCAUCUCCAACAGACUUGUUGGCUUCCCUUCUGCAGCUAUAUGCUCAUCCAAAACUUUCUGGUAAUCUAGGAGGGGACGAAAUGUACUCAGAUAUCAAGUUGGCGAAUUUAUUGGACUCCAAGGAAGAAAAUGAGUAUGACCAGAUUCCACCAUUCAUGCCUCUGAGGAAAUCUCAGGUUGCUGAGCUCAGCAAGAAACAAAGAAAAGCUUACUUGGAGGAGUAUGAGUAUCGGGUAAAACUCUUUCAAAAGGAGCAGUUGAAAAGGUCGAGGGAGAUAAAGAAGAAACGCAGAGAUGGUGGCAAAAAUUACGCUGUAGGGCAUGACCACUCCACAUUUGGUCUUUCUCUGGUGCAAGCGGCGGGUGACAUGUCUCUCAAGGCCAAUCUACGGUCUGAAUUCUCAAUCGGACGGAGUUCUAAAAUGGCUAUUCAUGUUGAUUUGAAUGAAAAACGAAGGGGGCAGAUCACUGUCAGGACAAGCAGCUCCGAGCAACUCCAAAUUGUACUCUUUAGCAUCCUUCCGACGAUUGCAGGCUUCAUCUUUAGGCGCAUCUGUCCUAGGUUUGAUUUGAAAAAUUCAGAGGAUGUCUAGGUGUUCUUUUCCUCUGUUGUUGAUUUUUCGGAUGGGGUGAGCGCUCAUAAUAACCAAACUACUACCCUUCAUGCUAACGUUUCAGUAUGCAGUUCUUUUAGCUUAUUUUAGCAGGUGUUAUGAAGUGUAACAUUAGAGACAUGAAACCCACUUAGGUCUUUGGAUUGUUUCUUAGUUUAGUUACAUAGGUUCUCAGGAUCUCACCUUAGAUUCAAACAUAGUCUUAGUUAUGAUGAUGCAUUCAUGCAAAA
Juglans microcarpa x Juglans regia is the source of this 3667-nucleotide messenger RNA. Its product is annotated as translocase of chloroplast 159, chloroplastic. Bases 69 to 3416 code for a protein of 1115 amino acids. The record is from RefSeq and is a predicted model, not a curated record. Gene Ontology annotation, cellular component: chloroplast outer membrane. NCBI's taxonomy places the organism in Eukaryota, Viridiplantae, Streptophyta, Magnoliopsida, Fagales, Juglandaceae. Gene Ontology annotation, molecular function: GTP binding. The transcript has a single exon. Gene Ontology annotation, biological process: protein targeting to chloroplast.